Molecule: messenger RNA, 656 nt
Organism: Engraulis encrasicolus (European anchovy)
Lineage: Eukaryota; Metazoa; Chordata; Actinopteri; Clupeiformes; Engraulidae
Gene: spx
Product: spexin hormone
Exons: 6
Coding region: 122-481 (119 amino acids)
Molecular function (GO): neuropeptide hormone activity
Source: RefSeq, a predicted model, not a curated record
UAAAGCAUCACGCGGAGGAUUCCUCCCACCUCUUGUGUAUAAAUGGGGAGGAUGACGGCGUAAAGGGGCAAUUUGGCACGAACAGAACAUCUUGCUGAAGCCGAGGAGGAUAUCAACAACAAUGCAAAGUCUACGAAACCUAACGGCGUAUGCCUUCACCUUGCUGCUGAUUGCAACGUUUGUCUCCCACACAUGGAGCGCUCCAAAGGGAAGCUUUCAGCGCAGAAACUGGACGCCCCAGGCUAUGCUGUAUCUGAAGGGGACACAGGGUCGAAGGUUUGUCCAAGAUGAACUAAAAGAGGGCGAGGUCUAUGACACUCUAAACUUGGAGACUCGUAGCCAGAACAUGGAGAAGCUGAGUGUGUCCAAAGCAGCCGCGAUCCUUCUUCGUUUCCUUCAGCGAGCAAAAGACGAAGGGGAAGACAGUGAAUCACAGGCGUACUUUCCAGAUGUGCCAGGGUGGAAGCAAGACUACUUCUGAGAGAGAAAAAUAUAAACACAAUAAUGAUGUACUGACAUAUGCACUGUAUAUUGUUCUUUUGUAAAUGUUGGACCGGACUGUAAUAUAUUCUGUCAGAGAGAGAAGUGUUUGCGUGAGCGCAACAUGCCGUUGCCGUUCAGGUGUGUGUGAAUGUCUGAGCGUUUGAAUUAAAGAG